Nicrophorus vespilloides is the source of this 707-nucleotide messenger RNA. Its product is annotated as BTB/POZ domain-containing protein KCTD9-like. Lineage: Eukaryota; Metazoa; Arthropoda; Insecta; Coleoptera; Silphidae. The record is from RefSeq and is a predicted model, not a curated record.
AAAUACCAAUAUUGAAUUUCCUUAGAACUGGCUAACUAAUUUAUGACCACCAUGUCAAUCUUAAGGGGAUUUUGGAGGAAGAAAUUUUCUUUGGAAUCGAUUCGAUUGUGUCCACCUUGGAGCAGAUGAUUCAACGCGUCGAAAUCGAUCGUGAUGAUACGCCUCUGACUGGACGAGACGUAAUUCUCUCAUUGUGCGCCGCAAAAACGGAACUUCGUUUUCAGGGGGUCAAUUUGGCCGACGCUGAUUUGAGCCGACUGAACUUGAGCCACAUCAACUUCAAGAAUGCAAAUAUGAAGGGUUGCAAUUUGAAGAACGUGAAUCUGGGCUGGUUCUGUUUGGAAAGGGCGGAUUUAUCCUACGAUAUAAUUGAUGGGGCUGAACUAUUGGGCGUUAAAGAAUUAUGUGCGAAUUUGGAAGGUGCUCAAAUGAGAAACUGCAAUUUCGAAUUACCGCAGGGUAACAAAUCGAAUAUGGAAGGUGUAAAUCUUAAGGGGGUCAACAUGGAAGGCUCGGAUAUGAUCGGAGUCAAUCUUAGGGUUGCUACUUUGAAGAACACCAAGAUAUGCGAUAUGAAAGGAGCCGUCCUUGCUGGCAGACCUGGAGCUGGUGAUCUCCACGAAGCUAACUUGCGUGGUGCUAAACUGAAAGAUGCCGCUUUUGAGCUAUUACUUACACCUUUGCACAUGUCCAAAACUAUCAGAUAA